AUGACCUUGGCUAUCCCAUCUGACGAAGUCUGUUCUGAUUCCCACCUGGUACCUGACUUUGGAUUGAACAGUCUACCCAGUAAACAUCUAAAUCUCCGGAAGGGCUUGCGUACCACGCAGAGGCGCCUCCUGUCUGCAGACCUAUCUCGUGCACCAGCUGUGCUGAGUGGACCACCAACCAGCACUCCUACAGGCAACCUGUGCAACUUUGGGCCUGACUCCCACUGUCCCACUCUCAGGGGAGUCCGGAACUUAGCCGCAAGGGAAGCCCUCUCUCCACUGGCCUGCAUCACCAGGUACGUGAUAAACGUCAUCACGGCUCGGCCAAACAGCCAAAGCCUGCACACCUGGAAGGAAGACCAUGUGAAGGUGGAAGCCCUGUCAGCGGUUAUGAAUAUUUAUCUGACUCAUUGUAUCAAUUCCUGAUGUUAUUGUUCAGAGGUAUGAUUGGGAAGAU
Messenger RNA from Staurois parvus, 457 nucleotides. The record is from the annotation of a GenBank genome assembly. Lineage: Eukaryota; Metazoa; Chordata; Amphibia; Anura; Ranidae.